Messenger RNA from Aspergillus heteromorphus CBS 117.55, 755 nucleotides. RefSeq names its product D-aminoacyl-tRNA deacylase. The transcript is spliced from 5 exons. NCBI's taxonomy places the organism in Eukaryota, Fungi, Ascomycota, Eurotiomycetes, Eurotiales, Aspergillaceae. Gene Ontology annotation, cellular component: cytoplasm. The record is from RefSeq and is a predicted model, not a curated record. Gene Ontology annotation, biological process: tRNA metabolic process. Bases 1 to 576 code for a protein of 191 amino acids. Gene Ontology annotation, molecular function: D-tyrosyl-tRNA(Tyr) deacylase activity.
AUGAAAGCCGUCCUCCAACGCGUCAAGUCGGCCUCCGUCACGGUCGACGGCCAACUGAUCUCUUCGAUCGGACAAGGUCUGCUCGUCCUCGCGGGCGUCGGCAAAGAAGACACCGAAAAAGACGCCGACUCCAUGAUCGGACGAAUACUCAAAGCGAAACUAUGGCCCGACGAGAACGAUAAGGCAUGGAAAAAGAACGUCCAGGAUAUAUCCGGGGAGGUCCUCUGCGUAUCACAGUUUACACUCUACGGCCAGCUCAAAAAAGGAAACAAACCUGACUUCCACGAGGCCGCGGACGUGGAGACCGCGCGCAAGCUAUACGACUACUUCAUCACGCGACUGGGCGAGUCGUACACGCCGGAGCGCGUCAAGAACGGCGUCUUCCAGGCGAUGAUGGAGGUGGAAUUGAAAAACGACGGGCCGGUGGGUGUAGAUUACCGCAGUGAAGAUGCGGUGGUCACGAUCGAGAUUAAUACGAAGUUGCCGAAGAAGGAGAAGAAAGAUACAGAGGGGAAGGAGGAGCAGAAGGGGCCGCAGACUUUCGAGUUUAAGUUGCCGGCGGAGUUGAUGGAGUGAUUGAUUGAUUGAUUGAUUGAUUCCUUGUUCUGGUGGGAUGUGGCGCUGGGCUGGGCUGGGUUGGGUUUGUGUCGGGUUGGAGUGAAAUGUAGUCAUGACUUUUCUUUCUUCUCAUUGUCGUUGUUACUGGAUUGUAUAUAUUAUGAUACCAAUGCCUACCUAGAAGCGCAUAUAUGUGG